AAAAGCACAGUCUUUUAGUAAAAAUGAAGAAAUUCGAUCUGGAGUGGAAGAUACCUUGGGUUUAAUUUUUUUCAAAGCGGCAAAACAUCCUGUUACUCAGUAAUCAUUGGUACUCGUAUAUUCAGAGGUAAUGAGGCGCAGCCAGGUGAGUGCGGGUGUAAAAUUUGUGGAAGGUGAGUAUGAGGACUGGAAAAAAGCGUGGUAUUAUUCCGAAAAUUGCAUGUUUUAUUUAAAAACAAAAUCUCAACAUACGUAUGGGAAGACCCUUCACAAUUAUUACUCUGUAUCCAAAGAGAACCAUGACAGAUUUGUCAUUGUGACAGCUGAAUGUAUGGUGAUGACACAUUGCCUUCCUGUAAGGAGUUAAGAUAUGUUGUUCAUUCCAUCGUACACCAAAAACAACAUUUCUAUCGUGUUCUAGACUGCCCAUAGCAAGCACCAAAUAUUGUUAAGACCAUGUCGUACAUAAAUAAGAGGUAUAAACUCUUUGAAGAAAGACCCAGAAGUGGGUUGGUUCCUGUUAGAUCCGAGGCCAGGAUCAAAAGCUAUGACUCUGCUACAGAUGCCAGAGCGUGGAGUGAUAUUGUUGAAGAGAGAAGACAGCAUAUACUUGAGUAUAACGCUUUGAAUAAGGCUGGAUGUAUAGAUAAGCUCAUUCCUUUAGAAAUACUGUUUGAUGCACUCAUGGCCAAUAAAAAUUUACAAGCAAGAAAACUGAGGCACAGAAUAGAAUAUUUACAAAAAAAGUUGGAUAUCUAUAAUAAGCUGGAGUUGGCAUGUGAUCAGAGGCGAAUGUUGAGGAGACUUAGAAAAGAGCUUGAUGAGAGAUACAGUGAAAUGCCACCCGUCGAAGCUCACUUAGAAGUACCUCCACAUGAUCGCCAGAGGAAACUUGAUGAACGACCUGAAGCUAAGCUUAAGAAAAGGAAUAAAAAGGAUGGCUCAGAAGAUGCAAAGUCAAAGAGCCAAAAACGCAGAUCUCCUCCAACGUCAGACUCAUCUGGAGAAGAAGGUCUUAAGUUCAAACCGCAUAUAAAAAGGAGACCUGGACCAAAAGGUGCUACGAAAGAACCUUCAAAGACUGACCAAACUGGCAGAGGCAAAGCAGGGCGUCAAACUACAGAAAAAAGGAGACAGGUGCGUUCUGAGUUUCCUGGUCGAGAUGGAGGAAAGGAUGAAGCACCAAUAGAAGGAGAAAAUGGUGUUGGAGUUCGUGGAGGUCCUGGUGCUAAAAGUGGUAGAGACAGCAGUGCAGCAACUACCAUAACAGGUCACAGGCCCAAAAGUGCCCCUGGAAGAAGCACUGGAGGUCGGCGCUUACGAGGGGAAACUGCAGAUGAAGAAGGUGACACUAGACCUGUCAGAAGGAGAGGUAUUGGUGCACCAGGUGCUAGAUUAGGAGAAAGUACCGACGAGUAUAGGGACUCUGAUGCUGAGGUCAACAGGACCAAACCUCCAGCUGAGGACAGACCUAAGAGUGGACAGAAAGCAGGAGCUAGGCCUCAGAGAGAGGCUAAAACAAUUGCUCUACCUGAAGGCCAACAUGAUCGAGAUGCUGAGGCUGGUAGAGGGAAAGAAGCUAGGCCCAAAAGUGCUGCUGUAGGUAGAGCAGAUGAAGAAGGAGUGACUAAACCUGGUAAAAAGAAAGACACUGGACGUCCUACGGCGGUAACCAAAGCAGGUGAAAGUUCAGAUGAACAUGGUGAUGCUGAACCUCGUAUAAAAAGAGGCGCUGGUCCAGGAGCUGGAGCUAAGCCCAAAGGUGGUGCUGCAGGUAAGUCAAGAGCUAGACCUGAAACAAUAGACGAAAGGGGUACUGAACCUAGAGAAAAGAAAGCUAAGCUAAAAGUUGCUAAUGAAGGGAAACCUGGAGGAAGUGCAGAUGAAGAAGGUGCUGUUAGGUCAGCUCACACACAAGAAACUGCUGAGCCUGACAGAAGGAAAAAACCAGGCGCAGGUGCUGGAGCGACGCCUGAAGGUACAGACAGGGAAGGUGAUAUUAAAUCUGUGGUAAGAAAAGGGGCCGAUCCAGGUGCUGGGGGUAAGCCUGAAGGAGCUGCUGGUGCUGGGACAGGAUCAGGAGGCAUAGCUCCCGAAGGCGCUAAGGCGGGGGAACCUCGAGCUGGUGGCGCGCAUGCUGAAAAGGAUGCUAUACCAGAAGGAAAGAAAGGAGCUGGCGCUGCAGCUAGGCUUAAGGGUGCGGCCGAGGGUAAGUCCAAAGAAAAAGAAGACACUGGAAGUUCUCCCGCUAGAUUUUCGGAAGACCCGCUAGGUGGAUCAAAGAGACGAGCACAAGCAGGUGAAGAUCAUGCUAAGCCUGUCACAAGAAAAGGAACAGCUGCAGGUGCUGAAGAAAAGCCUGAUGGGACUACUGGAGGAGCUCCUUCUUACGAUAAAGACUCAGUGGGUGGUAGAGAAGGCAAUAAUGAUGAUGUUGCACCUGCGAAAAGAAAGCUGCCAGAGCUGGUGCUAUAGCUAAGCCAAAAAGGCCUGCUACAGGUACACUAGCGGCUGGUCCAGAAGAUAAAGCCCUGGUUGGAGAUAGGAUAGGUAAGGAUGAUGGAGCGAAAACUGGAAGAAAAGCAGGAGCCGAAAGUGAUGCCAAGCCCAGAGGUACUACUGGAGGAGCUGCUGCUGAAGAUAAAAGUUUUGCGAGAGAAAGUGAUGAGGACGAAGGUGAAGAGGCACCUGCAAAGAAGAAAGCUGCUGCAGCUGCAACAGCAAGUGCAACUGGGGGUAAACCAGGAGUAGAUCCAGAAGAUAAGGCAGAUGAAGAGGGUGAUGCAAAAUCUGCAACAAAGAAAGGAGCUGCAGCUGAUGCUGGUGGUAGGUCCCAAGGUACUGCUGGAGGUGGUCCAGAAAGUAGAAGCCCUGAACGUCAAGCUAUCCAAGAAGAAGGCACAUCUGUUGAACCUAAGCCUGAGGGUGCUGCAGGAGGUAGACCUGCAGUAGGAAGAAAGCCUAAAGGAGCUCCUGGAGGCAAAUCAGGGCGUGGCUUGGAAGCUUAUGAAGGAAUUGGAGUAGGUCCUGGAGGUCAACCCCGUGGCCGAAGUGUAGGUGAGGACGAUGAAGCUGAGGCUGCAAGGGAGAAAGCAGCUGCGGCUAAACCAAGAAGCGGUUUUGGAGGUAAAGUACGAGCAGGACCAGUCGGCGUAGAAGCUGCAAGUGGUAAGCCUGGAAGUGCUGCUGGAGGUUCAGCAGGAGGAAGACCAGAAGAUCGAGAUUUCUCAAGAAAUAAAGAUGAAGAGGGCGAUACCAAAGCUAGUAAAAGACGUGGUGCUGGUGGUGAGGCAAAAUCUGAAGCUGGCGCUGCUACGAGCAGACAUGUAGAUGGUACUGAAGGAGCGGCAAAGAAAGGAGGAGCACCUGACAAAGCGAAACCAGAAAAUGAGAUGGAAGCAGGUACAAGAAGAGUUGCUACUCCACGAAGACAGGAAGGAACUACAUCAAAAGAUGUAGACAAUGAGUUGCAAACUUCGACGGAUGGGACAAAUGCAGCUGAUGGUAGAAAAGCACGUGAAGACGCUGUUGGAGAGAAGCCAGUUUCAAAAGGUGACGGCAGGCCAAGUGGCGCAAGAAGUGCAGCCUCAGAAGAAGAUCCUAAAGAAUGGGACCGACUGGCAAAGGAAUUACACCAAGGGCGAGCUAUCCCCGCGAACCGUAACCAAGGGUCAACACCUGUAGGAGGUCCGGGAGAAAAACCAUUGACCAACUUACAUCCAGUCAGAGGAAAAGCUAAACCAGAAGAGGAAGUUAAACCUGCAGACAUUCCCGAUGAUGUCAAAGGGGGCAAAGCUGAUGAAAUAACUUAUCCGGAGAAGAAGAUGGCUGCUGAGGAAGAUCCUUCAGAAAAACAACGACUGAAGAAAGAAGUUGAUAAAGUGAAGCAAGAUAGUGCAGAUGCACAACCUGUAGGUAUCCCGGAUGAUAUCAAAGGGGAUAAAGCAAUCGAAAGAGUCUAUCAUAAAAAGAAGACGGCAGCAGACAAAGAUCCAGCGAUUAAAGAACGCCUAUCAAAACAGCUUGAGAAAACAAAGCAAGAAAAAGUUCAAGAAUCUGCUGGAUUUAUUCAAGAUGAUAUUAAAGGAGAUCAAGCAAAAGGAAGAGCCUAUCACGAAAAGAAGGUGGCAACAAAUAAAGAUCAAGCGGUUAAAGAACGCCUAGCAAAACAGCUUGAGAAAACAAAGCAAGAAGAAGUUCAAGAAUCUACUGGAGGUAUUCCAGAUGAUAUUAAAGGAGAUAAAGCAAAAGAAAGAACUUAUCCCGAAAAGAAGCUGGCAGCAGAAAAAGAUUCAGUUGAAAGAGAACUCUUGGGGAAGCAGCUUGAGAGAGCAAAACAAGAUCAAAUUCAGAAGCCUGGUGAAAGUAUUCCAGAUAACAUUAAAGGAGGUAAAGCAAGGUGAAAGAUUAUCGUGAAAAGAAAGUGGCCGCAGAAAAAGAUCCAGCAGAAAGAGAACGAUUGAGACAACAACUUGAGAAAGUGAAACAAGCUAAAGAAUCUGCUGGAGGAAUUCCAUCAGAUAUUAAAGGAGAUAAGGCAAACGAGAAAGCAUAUCUUGAGAAAAAUAUUGCUGAAGAGAAAGGUACUAAGAAAGGAGUGGAACAGAGAACAGCUCCAGGAGAAGAAAUAAUCGAUAUCCCCGAUGAUAUAAGGGGAGAUCAGGGAAAAGAAAAAGAAUAUCUUGAUAGCAGGCUUUCAGUAAUGGAUGACCCAAUGGAAAAGGAGAAACUACGAAGACAGUUAGAGAGGGAAAAAGGAAUAUCGUUGAUGACCCCUCGAGAAUUUUUGGAUAGGCAGACCUCAAAAGUUGAGGACCCCAAAGGAAGAGCGCGUGUCAAAGAGGAAAUUGCAAGAGAUAAGAAAGAAAAAGAGCUUGUUCAAACGAAGAAGAACCUCGCUGGAACGAAGGAUCCUGCUGAAAGAGAAAUGAUGAAAAAGAAGCUUGCUGAAGCAAAAGAUGAAGAAGACGAAGGCAGAAAGAACUCGUUUUUACAGGAAAAGCUGUCUAAGGUAAAAGAUCCCAGAGAAAGAGAACGAUUUAAGAAACAAAUAGAAAAAGAACAAGGUAUAUCGUUAGCUUCUCCUGAAGAAACAGCAGGAAAAAUAGAAACCCAUAUGCCACCUGGUGUAAAAUGGGAUCCAGCAAAAGAAAAGAUUUUCUUAGAAAAAAAACUCGCAGAAGCUAAAGAUUCUGAAGAAAGGGAACGAUUUAGGAAGCAACUUGAAAUGGAAAGACGGAUUUCGAUAGGAACUCCUCAAAAACAGGCAAAAGGAACUGUGUCAGACGUUCCGCCGGGUAAAAAAGGAGAUCCUGAAAAAGAAAAGGCUCGCUUAGAAAAAGCGGACGCAGAGGUUAAAGAUCCAGAGGAGAGUGCACGAAUGAAGAGACAACUUGACAAGGAGAGAGGUAUUCCUUUAGAAACGCCUAAAGAUAAGAUAGAAGGAAUUGUAUCAGAUACGCCUCAUGGUGUAAAAGGAGAUCCAGACAAGGAACAGGGUCGGUUAGAAAAAAACCUUGCAGAGAUUAACGAUCCAGAGGAGAGAGAACGAUUCAGAAAGCAGCUCGAACAGGAACCAAGUAUACCUUUAGGAACCCCUGAACAACAGGCAAAAGGAAUUUUAUCAGAGUUUCCACCAGGUGUAAAGGGAGAUCCUGCAAAAGAAAACGCUUUCUUGAGAAAAAAGCUCGCAAAAAUUAAGGAUCCAGAAGAAAGAGACCGUCUGAGAAGACAACUUGAAAAGGAAACAGGCAUACCUCUAAAAACACCUGAAGAACAACCAAAAGGAAUUCUAUCAGAUCUUCCACCAGGUGUAAAGGAGGAUCCUGCAAAAGAAAAGGCUUCCUUGGAAAAUAAGCUCGCAGAAAUUAAAGAUACAGAAGAAAGAGAACGUCUGAGAAGACAGCUUGAAAAAGAAACAGGCAUACUAUUAGGAACACCCGAAGAACAAGCAAAAGGAAUCGUAUCAAAUCUUCCACCAGGUGUAAAGGGGGAUCCCGCCAAAGAAAAGGCACACUCAAAAAAAGUUGCAGAGACUAAAGACCCAGAAGAUAGAGAAGAAUUGAGGAUACAACUUGAAUGCGAAACAGGUAUUUCUUUACAUACGGCCGAAGAAAAGACACCAGGAAUCUUAUCAGACAUACCAGCUGAUAUAAAAGAGGAUCCAAAAAAAGAGAAAGCGUAUUUAGAUAAAAACAUUGCUGAGGUCAAAGAUCCCGCCGAGAGAGAACGCUUGAGAGAAGAGCUUGAAUCAGCCAGAGGAAUUUCUUUAGAAAUUCCUAAAGACAAGGCAAAAACUAUAGCUGAAGAUAUGCCUGCUGAUUUUAAAGGAGAUAAAAUGAAGGAAAAGACGUACUUGAAAAAAAUGCUUACUGAAGGCAAGGUUCCUAAAGAGACAGCGGAAGAUAAGACUCAAGAAAUUAUGUUGGAAAUGCCUGAUGAGAUUAAGGGGGAUAAGGCUAAAGAAAAGGCUCAUUUAGAAAAGAUGGCCGCAGAAGUUAAUGAUUCUGCAGACAGGGAACGAUUACGGAAACAGCUGGAGAUGGAAGCCGGACUUGUUGUAGAAACGCCUGAAGAAAAGGCAAAGGGUAACGUUACAGAUAUACCGGAUGAUACAAAUGGUGAUAAAACGAAACAAAAGGCGUACUUAGAAAGAAUGCCUGCUGAAAUUAAAUAUCCUGAGGAUAGGGAAAGAUUGAGAAAGCAACUGGAAAAGGAAACAGCUGUUUUAUUGUCAAGCCCUCAAGAUAAGGCAAAAGAAAUUAUUCCAGAAAUACCAGAAAAUAUAAAGGGGGGCAAGAAAAAAGACGACUAUGUAGAAAAAAUGGUAACUGAAGUUAAGGAUCCAGUUGAAAGGAAACGACUAAGGGAGUUACUUGAAAGGGAGAGAGGUAUGUCUUUCUCAGAAGAGAGAGCUCGCAAAAUAAUCAGUGACAUAAAAGAGGGCAAAGAUAAAGCAAAAGAUUACUUGAAAAAAACUAUGGAGAUGCAUGGGAAAAAGACAUCGAUCGAUAAAGCACAAGAUCUGCUGUCAGAUAUGCCCGACGGAAUAAGAGGGGAUAAAGAUGAAGAAAUAGCUUACUUAGAGCAAAAACUUGCUGCAAUUAAAGAUCCUUUCGAAAGACAACGACUGAAGAAGCUGCUUGAAAAAGAAACUGGUAUGACAUUACGAUCUCCCGAGAAAAAGGCUCAGGAGAUCAUGUUAGACAUUCCAGAUGAUGUAAAAGGGGACAAAGAAAAGGAAAAAGAAUUCUUAGAAAGUAAGCUUGCUGAAAUACAAGAUCCUGUUGAAAGAAUGCGACUGAAGCAGCUUAUGGAAAAGCAAAAUGGGAUACGGUUAGAAGUCAUGGAUCAAAAUCUUAAAGAUAUUCUGUCUGAGGUGCCCGAUGACAUCAAAGGGGACAAAAACAAAGAACUUGAAUAUUACAAAAGCAAGGUGGCCGAAAUACAAGAUCCUGAAAAAAGGGAAAGGUUACAAAAACAGUUGGAUGAAAAACUUACAGAUGAUUUACUUUACGAUAUGCCCAAUGAUGUAAAAGGUGAUAAAGAAAAAGAAAGAGCUUAUCUCGAAAGCAAAUUAGCAGAAAUUAAAGAUCCUGUUGAAAGAGAACGGUUAAGAAAGCUCAUUGGAAACACGAAAGGAAUAAGCUUGGAGGUACCUCAUGAAAAAAUGGCGGAAUUACUUGCAGAAAUAUCAGUUGAUAUUAGAGAUGAUAAGGAAAAAGAAAGAGCGUAUCUAGAAAGGAAAUUGGCAGAGAUAAGCGAUCUAGAAGAAAGAGAACGCUUGAGAGAUCAACUAGAUAGACAGAGGGUACGAGCUAUUCUUGCCGAGAUACCGGAUGCCAUUAAAGGAGAUAGGGAAAAGGAAAGAACAUUCCUUGAAAGUAAACUAGCAGAGAUUUCUGACCCACAGGAAAAAGAACGGUUGAAACAACUAUUGGAUAAGCUAGCUAUGAAAGAUAUUCUUGUUGAAAUGCCUGAUGGUAUAAAAGAGGACAAUGAUAAGAAAAUAGCAUACCUGGAGGCCAAAUUGGCUGAUAUUAAAGACCCUGCAGAAAAAGUGCGGAUGAGAAAGCUUUUAGAGGAAGCAAUAGGUAUAUCAUUAGAGGCUUAUGAUGAGAAAUUGGAAGAGUUGCUAUCAAAGAUACCUGAUUGGGCUAAGGAUGACCCAGAAACAGAACGAGCUUUUCUAGAAAAUAAACUGGCCGAAAUCGAGGAUCCUAUAGAAAGAGAACGUCUGAGGAGGCUUUUGGAAGCAGCAACAGGUUUGACAUUGGAGCCUUCACCAGAAACGCUGGAUGAACUACUUAUUCAAAUACCAGAUGAUAUAAGGGGUGACAAGCAAAAGGAAAGGGAGCACUUGGAAAGCAAACUAGCUGCAAUUGAAUAUCCUCUCCAAAGAGAAAUUUUAAGACAACAACUAGGCAAUCAACUAAUGCAGGACAUUCUAGUUGGGAUCCCUGAUCAUAUAAGAGGUGAUAGAGGAAAGGAAAGAGCUCAUUUAGAAGCUAAACUAGCUGAAAUCAAAGAUUCUGUUGAGGGAGAACACCUGAGGAAGCUCCUUGAGAAACAAAAAGGAAUGACAUUGGAAGUAGUCGACGACACGUUGAUAGAUUUGCUUGAUCGUAUUCCUGAAGACAUCAAGGGCGAUUCAAAGAAAGAAAUAGAAUACCUUGAGAGUAAACUAGCUGAAAUUCAAGAUCCUGAAGAAAGACAGAGGUUGAGACAACAGUUACAGAGACUUAAGGAUAGAGAGAAGUUAGAAGAACUUCUAGCGAAAGUACCAAAAGAAAUAAGAGGCGACAAAGAAAGGGAAAGAGCAUUCCUUAAGAGCAAAUUGGCGGAAAUAGAAGAUUCACUAGAAAGAGAACGCUUACGUAGGUUACUUGAUAAAGAGACCUUGAAUGAUAUCUUUGCAGAAAUGCCUGAUGAUAUCAAAGGAGAUAAAGCUAAGGAGAAAGCUUAUUUAGAGCUAAUGUUGGCAAAUAUCAAAGAUGCUGCAGGAAGAGAGCACCUAUUACAACUUUUGGAAGACGAAUUUGGAAUCUAUUUGGAUGUUCCUGAUGAGAAACUUCAAGAACUGUACGCUAGCAUACCCGAUGUUAUUAAGAGUGAUAAAGAAAGAGAAAGAAUUCAUGACGAAGCCAACCUAGACGAAAUAGAAGAUCCUGGUGAAAGAGAACAUUUGAGGAAGGUUUUAGAUAAAGAAAGGCUGAAAGAUCUUGAUGUUAUGCCUGAUGACAUAAGAGGUGAUGCGGAUAAGGAAAGGGCGUACUUGGAACGUAUGUUAGCUGCAACAGAAGAUUCCGAGGAAAAAGAGCAACUAAGGCAGUUGUCUGAUUUAGAAAAAUUUGAAGAUGUCUUGUCGGAUAUGCCUGAUGGCAUAAGAGGAAAUCCUGAGUUGGAAAGAGAUUACUUAGAAAAAAAAUUGGCACAAAUCAAAGAUCCUAUUGAAAGAGAACGGUUGAGGAAGCUUCUAGAAAAGCAAAGAGCUAUUUCUCUUAAGAGUCCUGAAAAUAAAUUGGAAGAUUUACUAGCUGGAAUGCCUGAUGCCCUUAGAGGGGAUAAAGCAAAAGAAAGGGCAUGGCUGGGAAGUCAACUUGCUGGAAUCACAGAUCCUGCUGAAAGAGCUCGAUUGAUGAAACUUUUUGAUGCUUUUGAAGAACCUAGCAAUAAGAAACCAUGUCGAGGAAUAUGUAGGGGAGUGGAGCCAAGAAAAACACCUGAGGAGUUUCUCCAAAACAUUGUUGCAGGAAUGCCGUUAUAUAUAAAGGGUGAUAGGGAAAAGGAGCGAGCAUACUUUGAAAACCUUCUAGCUGGAAUUACUGAUCCAGAGGAAAGAGCUAUGUUGAGGAAGCUGUUUGAGAAAAGUCAGGCUUCUAGAAGAGCGCCUUGUAAAGGAGUAUGUGCUGCGAGUACCAAACCAAGGCCAAGCCCAGAGGAAAUUACGCAAGAUAUGAUUGCGGGUAUGCCACCCGAAAUCAGGGGAGAGAGAGAACGGGAAAGAGCAUAUUCUGAAAGCAUUCUAGCAGAAAUUGCAGAUUCUGACAAAAGAGCAAAGUUAAGAAAUCUUGAAGGGAAAAGACCAUGUCUUGGGGUAUGUGGCAAAGGUGCGGAACCUACACAAAUGCGAAAAGAUCUCCCACAGUUUGACGCAGAAGUGCUUGAUAGUAAAAAACCUGAUCCAAGUGUACAUGGUUCUGGUCCUGGACAAAGGUGUACAUCCGAAGAGUUUCUCCAGAACGCUUUAUCCAAUAUGCCCGUUGAAAUAGGAGGGAAUAUAGAAAAAGAGCGAGCCUACUUUGAAAGCGUUCUAGCAUUGAUUAAGGAUCCUGUAGAGAAAGCAAGAUUAAGGAAGCUGUUUCACGAAAUGCAAAAACCAGAAGAUCUUCUGCAAAGAAUCUUAAACAAAAUGCCUCCAGAAGUAAAAGAAAGGAGAAAAAAAGAACAGGCAUACUUUGAGAGGGUUCUUGCAGGUAUUUCAGAUUCAUUUCAGAAGGAACAACUAAGAAGGCUCUUAGACGCAAGAGGACUUGGAAGCAAAGGGCCUUGCCCAGGCGUCUGUGGUGCAGGUUACGAACAGAGGUCCACACCAGAAGAUCGGUUCCAGAGUAUUCUAUCUGACAUGCCUCCUCAAAUAAGAGGAAAUAUAGACCAAGAGCGUGCUUACUUGGAAAACGUUUUAGCAGGGACUUCAGAUCUAACUGAUAGAAUACAAAUAAGAAAGCUCUCAGAUGCAAGAGGGCUUGGAAGCAAAAGGCCUUGCCCAGGCGUCUGUGGUGCAGGUUAUGAACAGAGCUCCACACCAGAAGAUUGGUUCCAGAAUAUUCUAUAUGGUAUGCCCCCACAAAUAAGAGGAGAUAUAGACCAAGAGUAUGCUUAUUUUGAAAGCGUUCUGGCGGGGAUUUCUGAUCUAGCGAUGGCGGCACAACUGAAGAAAAUGUUUGAAGCAAGAUCUCUAGAAAGCAAACGACUAUACCUUGGACCACGUGGUAUAGGUGCUGAGUUAGAGCAUAAACCAGAAGAAAUUGCAGAACAAGUAUCUUGUAACGCGGUUUGUGAUAGAAAGCAUAAGAUAGCAGACAAAAGUACAAGAUAUACAUCUCAAGAACCAGAAAGUUCAAAGCCAUGUAUGGUGAUCUGUGCUGUGGAGGAUAUAGCAGCAGAUCAAGGCAUGCAGAAGGUUUGUGGAGUGGUACCUUUAAGAGAUUCAAAACCUGGACCCUCAUGUUUGAGCCCAGUGCAUAUCUGUGGGGCCAUUAAAUUAGAAGAUAGAUGCGCAGCUCUAAUUCGCCAAGCGCAACAGAGAUCUGCGGCCUUAGCGGCCUCGUCAGGAGGUGUAUUUGUUUUACCAAGGCCAUGCACCGGCAGGUGUGUUGGUCAUUUGAUUCCAAGAGGCUAUUUACCAGGAGCCGCUUUGCCUGAGGUGAUACCACCAACGCAUGAUGAACCUGUGCCCGAGUGGCUACAAAAGUUGGAAAAAUGUGCCACAAGAGCAAAAACUGUGUCGAUAUCUAUAGAUACAGAUGACACACGAGAUAUGGUUGAAGACGAAGUAACAACUGUAAUAGAAAUAGGAACAAGUAAAGUAUCACUGAAGGAUGCAGAAACAAAUUCUAGGUCUCAAUUAGAACUAGCUUGGAAGAAAGAGAACUAUAAAGGAUCUAGCAUCUCCGAUUUUGAGAAUGUGAUAUGCAAGAAUGUCUCUGCGAUAGAUUUGAAUAUAGAUUUGAAAGAAUUGGCUCAUAGAGGUCUCAAAAUAUCCAAAGCUGACUGUGCGUCUUAUGCUACUGAAACCCUCAAAAUGGAAGAAGCAGUUGGCACUUCAGGUAUCGAUAUUACAAGUCGGGGUGUUCAAAGUGAUCAGGGUGCAGGAAUAUCUAGCUCUGAGUCUUAUAUAACUGCCAUAGAGUGUUCUAGUGAAAUUCCUGAAGUUGGAGGAAGACAAAUGACGGCUAGAUCAACAGAUGAACCUGGUUUAGUAGAUGUUCUACGAAGUGACAUGACUGAUAAGUCACAACCUCUAGAUAAAGAAGCUAGUACUGAAGAUGUACCAUUAUGUGUUAUGAUUGAGGAGGCAAGACAACUUCUAUCGGAAGAACUCACAGCUGUUGAACUAGAAAUGCUUCUAGAUGAAACAGUUUCGGUGCAAUCAAGUAAAGAUGACGCGACGGCUAGGCCUGCAGCUGAAGAGGUAGCACUAGAAGGGCAGGAGGUAUUCGUAGAAGCGGAAGAUACUAAAGAAAAAUUGGUAAGAGACGAAUCCGAAGUAGAGGAUACUAGAGAAGGAAGCGAAUUAUAUGAAACGGCAGAUAGUGAUGAAUACGAAAGCGCUGAUGUAAAGAAAGAAUCUCAGGUCCGCUUCAUGGAACCCGAAAUUUCUUUAGUCACUUCCUUUGAGGAAGGUGAAAAAAUAACGGAGAAAGAAAUAAUACUAUCCCGUCUCGUGGAAGGACAUAGCCAAGAAGAUAUUCCAAGAGUAGUUAAUAUAGAUGAGAAACAGAAUAUCACAGAUGUAUCUCUACCAUCUGAGACUCAAAUAGAGGUUGAAGCACAUGAUGUUCGAAAUACGUCUACUCAAAUAGGAGCUAGUGAAGUAGUUUCUACUUCAGUACAAGCUACAGUUUGUGAAGCAGUUGCUCAAGAGCAUAGAUCUAGCCCUCGUAUUGUGGUAUAUGAACCACCUUCCUCACGACGGAAGCGAUUUAUAGCAGAUGGACGUUCUGAAGUUGAUAUAGUACAUAAGAAACCUGUUAUACAUAAAGCCAUAGUAACUGAUGCUCCAGUGGUACAACACGUUCAAAGAGAUACCAAUUUAGAGAUAAUUCAAGUAACUGAUGAAGGACCCAAAGAUGAUAAGAUACCGAAAAAAAUCGUUUGCCAAGCUCCUUGUUCACAAAAAGGUGUGCUUGGGAAACUUGUGGGGCGCAUCUGUCAAGGUCCAUGUGCAAUUUCCCCAUCACAUCGACCUAGUUCUCAUCAGGCACUAGGUGUUAGAACAAGAUCAGCAUACAAGGAACCAUGUGCUGCAGAGCAGAUACAACAAGAGUCUGUAUGCAAAGCACCAUGUGGUUCACAGUUUUUUUCAAAGGUUUGUCAUUGGAAGAUCUGCUCUGGUGUUGCAGAAGUUUGUCAGACUACUCAAGCUAGCUCCGAUUCAGUAAAAGAGUAUUUGCCUGAGGAUGACGAGUCAAGGAUUAGUCAAGCAACAUGUGCAGAUAUAUCUAUCACCAUUAUGGACUCGUUGGUCUCUUGUGGCUGUCAAGCAGACUUAUCAGACCACGCACGGACUCCGACUAAAGUAUCGCGUACUUGUCAAGCUUCUUGCGCACAAGUUUCACGCGGUAAUCAAAUGAUGACCAUACCAGAUCGCGUUUCAGUUCGCUCACGUAGCUGUCAAGCUUCUUGUGCUUAUACUAGCCAAAAACCUGGUACUUCAACACCACAAGUAUGUGCGGCUACAAUCAAAAAUACAAGUCCUGAUAGGACGCACUUUAGUGUUGGACCACCCAAAGGUUAUCCCAGUAGGCAUAUAUGUGCAUCAUGUAGUACCUCUCCACUUGUUAAUGAUAGAACCGGCCAUACAGGUGCUGCUGGCAUCAAUAUACCACCCGUUAAUGAUCAAAAUUCUCAUAUUUGUGCUGCUGAAGCUCAGAAAGCUGAUACUUGCACAGCUAUUAGAGUCCAAACACCUCAUGUAUCUGCAGUUAAUUCUUCUGCUCCAGCUACAUCUCAUAUCUAUGCAGCAUCUAGAGAACGUUCUAUGUCCCCACAUGUCUGCAAGGCCUCUCGUUCUCACAAGCCACAUAGCCGUCACGUCUGCUCUUGCAGAGCUCAUCUAUCACGAGAUAGUGAAGCUCAAGGAAGACUGUACACUAUUAGAGAUGAUGCUCUCUGUAGAAUGACCUUACCUGAUCCUCCCAAACCUUUGCAAGAUGCUAUUGCUAAGAAAAGAUCUCCGUCUCACAUUGAAAAGGAAUAUAAAGACCCUUACAGGAAGUUACGUAGGGAAAGACAAGAAAGUAAUACAAAGACUUGCUUUUGUGAGUGUUCGAAAAAGUCUGGAAAGGAGAGGUGUACAUGUAUGGAGCCCAGGCGGGAUCUCGAUGAUCCAACUGGGUACAUCGUUGGGUGCAGCUGCAAAGACUGUUCGUGUGGUUGUAAAGAUAUGGGCUCUAACGAAGAUAAGGAUGGUGGACCUUCUGAUGAUAGUUCAAGAAGAAGGCGUAGAUGCAGGGCUAUGAGAAAAAAGGCUGAGCGAGAAGAUUUGUCCAAUCUGAUGAUUCAUAAGGACGCUGAAAUUGUUGCUUUGAGAAAUGCUCUUCGAGCGAAAGAAUCUUAUUGUGCCGAACAACGUAAAAUUGCAGCAGCUGCUAUUGAACAAUUGGAGAAUAUAAAAAGCAUUGUGGAAGAACGCGAUGAUCUCAGGAAAAAAUUGGAAUCUUCGCAAAAUGAACUAGAAGAGCUAAAGAAAAACGUAGCACUAGGGAAACCGUUUGGCUUAGACCUACAAAAUGAGAAGAAUGUGUACGUUCCCUUCUUGGAAGAAAGCACAUCCUCCUCUCCUGUUCGUGAAGAGGAGAUUGUUCAAUUGGAAGAGGAGAUCAGUAACAUGAGAAGCGGCAAUUUAACACCCGAGUUGGAAGCUAAGGUGAUCCGUAAGGAGGUGGAAGUACUCAAAAGGUACUGCUCCAAGUUAUCAGUCAUCCAAAAAGAAAGCAGUCAUCUCAAAUCCGAACUGGCCAGGUACAAAGACCAAAUGGCCAAGCUAGGUCUUGCUGGAGACACGACAGAAAUCAACAACCUUAGAUACAAACUAUCCUCACUGAACGACACAAUUAAAGAGCGAAACGACCUCAAGCAACGGGUCAAACAUCUUGAAAAGGAACUUUCGGAGUACACAGAUUUGCCUGAGGAUAUUGAAGUGUUCAAGCAGAGGUCUUUGUUGUUGGAUGAGGUCUUGCAAGACCGAGAUCGGUUGGCAAGGAGGGUUGAGCAAGUGAGAGGUCUGGAAGAUGAGGUGUACAACUUGCGUAAAAAGGCAACUAGGGUAGACGAAAUGGAGGAAAACUUGGCCAUGGCGAACAAACAGAACAAACUGCUCGAAGAUGAGCUAGAACACGUCCGAUGCAAAUUGUCAUAUGCAGAAAUUGAAGCUUUGAACAGCAAAACUGAAGGCGACACUUUGAGAUCGAAACUGGUUUGCAUGGAACAUGAAAUGGAGACGUUCAGAUCUCAGAACAAAGAUAGGGAGAUGCUGAAACAGGAAAGAGAUCAUUUGAAAAAGUCUUUGGAUGAACUCACAAGGAUGCAAGCCGAUUUCGAUCACAUGAAACAUCAGAUGAAAAGCUUGGAAGUACUAAAAGCCGAAAGGGACAUGUUCAAGUCAAAGUACGAAAACCUGAUAGGUCUCGAAUGUGAAUGUGACAUACUCCGGUCUCAAGUGGAACGAGCUAAAGUGAUAGAGAAAGAACGAGACAUAUUAGAAAAUCAGGUGGAAGAUUUGGAAAAUUGCAUAUCUGAACAGGAGAGUGAAAUCAGACGAUUAGUUUGCCAUAUUGACACUUUGGCGCAAAAGGACAGACAACAGGAAAACUUGAAAGACCUAGUUGCCUCAAUAAGAGAAGAAAUUGAUACAAAGGGUGCCCUACUUAUCGCUUCCGAAGAAAAAAUCGCCACGAUGCAAUGCCAUUUUAAAACCUCUUUUGAAGAUAUCAGAAAUGAAACAUCUCAGGUCCGUUUACAAAAAGAGCAACUCGAAAAGGAGGUCGAAAUGGCAAAAAGUCGCAAUAGCUCUUUGGAACAGGAGGUUUAUUGUUUAAAAUGCGCCAAUGAUUUGAUGGUGAAGAAGAUGGAAGAUACUGAAGAAUACAUUGAAAGGUUGCAAAGAGCGUUACAGGAAACGGACAAGAAGGUACAUCGAAGUAUUCUAACUGAGAGGCAUUCCAAAGAUGAUGCUAUCAGCACUAUGAGGUACGAGUUAGAGGCAGCUAGAGAAGAAAAUGAAAAUCUCCAACAAAUUAUCAAACAAAUGAAUCAGAAUGUAGGAGAUGAUCAUCUCCAGCAAUUACUCUCGCAAUCCAGAAUUGCCAUAGAACGAAUUGCUGUAGAACUAAACAGACAGUACGAAGAGUGGGAUUGCAUGAAAGGCAAAUUCGUACAGAAAAAACACACCACGUGCUCUGCUAUUGGGACUGAUGAUGCAGCUCAACAAGGUCCACGACGAAUUGAUAUCAACAAACAGACUAGAGCUGUGGGGAUAGAUAUUGGAGAACAGGAUCCUAACCUUUGGGAUUGUAACAGGAAAUAUGGAGUUGCACCAAAUGGGACUUCUAAAGAUCCAACUCAAUGGGACUGCAAUAGGGGGACUGAAGAUGGUGAAAGAAGGCUUUGUGUGGCACCAUGUACUACUGAGUCACCCGGUGAUGAUCCAAGUCAGUGGGAUUGCAAGAAGAAGAUUGAUGGUCGUACUCCAAGUCCAUCUGGUGGUGCUACUAGAACUCCAAGUAGUGACCCAAGGCUUUGGGAUUGUCGACAAAUGCCACCUACAGGUGCUAGAGGAGGUGCCCCUGAGCUACUUCCAUACAUCUGCCUAGAUCAGAAACGCGCUGAGGGAGACCAGGAAAAGCAGGACUCAAAAGCUCCAUGUACUUGCCUGAGUUUAGGUGAAAAAAGAAAAGUAGGGAGAGACAGUGAUGAGUGUAAUUGCUUGAAGUUCAUCGAAACUGAGCCCGAACACCAAGCAGAAUGUACUUGCUUGAGAUACUUUGGGAAAGAUCAAGACAUAUACAAAGAGCUUGAAGAUCGCAUAGGUCAAUUGGAGAGAGAACUAACUCAAGCUAACGAUACCAUUUUGAAACUUCAAGAUCGCCUAGGUAUGGCCGACAGAACGUCGGCAGAGAACUUGGCUCUAAGGAAGCAUUCUAUCGAGGUUCAAGACAUGGCUAAAGAACAAAUUGAAGAAUUAGUGGAACAUCUGAAAAAAGCUAGAGCGCAGGUGGCUGAACUAGAAGAUGAGAACGCGAAAAUGAAGAAGAGCUUGGAUGAUUGCUUGGAGGAGAAGAAAGAGCUCCUAGCACGCAUCAAAGAGCUUCAAGCUAUGGACAGAGAAUUGAUGAAAACAGAGUUAGAUUCCUUGAAGAAAGAAAAAGACGAUAUGGAUAAAGUGAUAGCUAGUACUGUCGUUACAGCGUCUAGACGAGCUUCAAAAAUAGAAGGAGAGCUAGAUGAAGUAUCUGUUCAUAACAAACAAUUGCGAUCAGAAAUUUUGAAGCUCCAAAGUGCUAACCAGGAUUUGGGAAGUGAGAACAAAAAUCUAGCUUCUAGGCUUGCUUCAAUGACCAACGAGAAUCAGAGGCUAAGUGGUGAGCUGAAUGCGGCAAAGGCUGAACUAGAAAAUUUGAGGAAACUUGCCACCGAUCCUAAUCUCUUGGAGGCUUUACGGAAAGAGAACGAAGAGUUAAAGAGGCAAAUCAAUGAAUUGCUGCAACAACUACAAAGACCUGCUCCUGAUUUAGGGUUUGACUACAAUAAAGAAAUGCAAGAAAAGGAAGCUUUGAAAUCUAUCAUAGCUGAUCUUGAGAAUCAAAUGAAGAAUUUGAGGAGACCCGACGGGGAAAUGGAAAGAAUGCUAGUAGCUCCGUCUGACGAAUUAGAAAAAAUGAUAAAAGAGCUAACAAGAAGACUGGAAGAGGAGCAAAAAAGAGCUGAUGCUGCAGAAAAUGCGUUGCAGAAUUUGAAGGCUGCUGAUCCAUCUGGUUUACUGAACGAUGAAAUAAAAAAUCUGAAAAAAAGAGUCGCACAGCUUGAAACUGAAAAUACUGAUUUGAGAAACGCUUUGACUAAGUCUAAUGGUGAAGUUGCAAAUCUUCAGAAAGAACUAAGUUCUGACAAAAAUGAACUUAAUAAGAUGUUGAGCGAAAACUCAGCUCUCAAAGAAGCAGCUGCAAAAGUUCCAGGUGCCGAUGCAUCCCUAGCUACACCAAUAGCUGGAGAGGAUAUAGAAAAAUUUAAGGCUAGAAUUGCACAGCUAGAAAACGAGAAUGGUACGUUGAAGAAUGAACAGAAUAGAGGUAACGCUGAUAACAAGAAUAUGUAUGACACUAUCAAUAAACUGCAAAAUGAAAAUGCUGAGUUGAAACAGAAUCUUAUCAAACUUCAGAAUGAGAAUGAUAAGAUGAAGAAAGAUAUGGACAAUAUGAUAAACAACGCGAAGAGAGAUGCUGAUAAGAUAUUGCAGAUUGAGAAAGAAAAUGAUAAACUACAGCAAACUAUUAAGAAUCUCGAAGCUCAAAUAGAUAAGCUGAAGAAAGAUCUUGAUGCAACUUUAAACCAAGCGAGAAGAGAAUCCACUGGAGUAUCUCACCUACAAGAUGAACUUGCUAAGCUCAAACAAAAGAUUGCACAGAUGGAAGGAGAAAAUAGUAAGCUGAAGUCCAAUCUGAACACGACGAUGGAUAACUACAAUAAUGCUGCGGCAAAAUUUGCAACUUUCAAAGAUGAAAAUGACAGAUUGAAAGGUCUACUGGCCGAUGGUCAAAAAGAUAUUGCAAGCUUGAAAAAACAAAAUGAAGCACUGAAAACAACAGGUAAUGAGAAGUAUGCUGCAGACUUAGCAAGAGCUGAAAAUGAAAUAUCUAAUCUUCAGAGGAAGAUAGCGCAACUUGAAGCUGAGAAUGCUCGCCUUAAAGCUGAGCUUAACAGCGCUUUGGAUAACUUGAAAAAAGUUGAUGAUGCUGACCUAAGGAAAAAAUUAAUGAUGCUCGAAAAUGAGAAUUCGAAGUUGAAGAGCAACUUAGAUUCAGCGUUAAAAGGUGGAGAUGAAGCUGCAAGGUUGAAAGAAACGUUAGACGCUGAGAAUGCUAAGCUGACAAAAGAUAUGAGCGCAGCUAUGGACAGCCUUAACAAAUCAAACGCAGCGAUAUCGCAGUUGAAUAAUGAAUUAGGUAAACUGAGGGAUAAGUUCAAAAUGCUGGAAGCUGAAAACGCAAAGCUCAGGCAAGAUCUGAACAAAGCUUUGGAUGAUAUAAAAAAAGCUGUGUCAGACGCAGCACAAGCAAGAGAUGACGAAGCUAAGCUUAAACAGAGAAUUGCUCAAAUGGAAGCUGAAAAUGCUAAUCUUAAGAAAGAUUUGGAUGAAGCGAUGACUGACGUAAAGGCGUUGCAGCAAAUGAGAAAUGAAAAUGCGAAAUUGAAAAGGAAGGUUAAUGCUUUAGAGAACUCAAAUGCGGAUUUAAAGAUAGUCGUGGGCGAUGCUGGAAAGGGUGCUCCAGCUGAAGAUGACAGUAACAAACUUAGGGAGCAUAUUGAGAUGUUAGAGAAUGAGUUGAAAAAGCUUAAAGAUGAUCAUAGCAGGUGUCCGUUCCUCAUAUCACAGCUGAAUGAUGAGAUAAAUGAUCUCAAGAAGAAGCUUUCAGAUUUAGAGAUGGUAAAUGUCAACUUGCAGACAAAACACGAUGGUGUAGCUGGUGACUUCAAAAGUACAGUAGCUGAGCUAGCUUUACAAAAAGACAACGAAUCGAAGCUAAAGCAGCAAAUUGGUCAAAUACAAGAUGAAAAUAAGAAGCUGAACACAGAACUAACAGCGUUAAGAGUAGAACUUACGGCAAAAGCAGGUGAGCAAGCUGCAUUAAAAGACAAAGAAGCAAAACUGAAUCAAAAGCUGUCACAGCUGGAAAGAGAGAAUACGAUGCUGAAAAAAGACCUAGAAGUUGCAAUGGAACAGUUGAAAAAAGCUGAGAAAGCUUGCGAUCAAGUGAAAGAUGAAAAUGCUGUAUUGAAACAGAGAGUAGCUCAACUCGAAGCUGAGAAUGCUACGUUGAAAAAGAACCUGGACAACGCCCUUUCUGAAGCCAGAAAAGCUGGUGUUAAAGAGGACGAUUCGAAACUGAAAGAUAGGUUAGCACAACUUGAAUCUGAAAACAAGAAGCUGAAAUCAGACUUGAACAAUGCAUUGGACGAAGCUAAAAAGAGAAUGUCGGAUUUGUCCAAAGCCAGAGACGAUGACAAUAAGAUGAAGCAGCGCUUGGCGAAUUUGGAAAACGAUAAUGCAAGGUUGAAGAAGGAGUUAGAUAAGGCUUUGGCUGAUGCGCAAGCGGGUACUUCGGGAACGCAGCAAUUGAAAGAUGAAAAUGACAAGAUGACGCAGAAGAUUGCGCAACUUGAAGGCGAGAUUAAUAGACUGAAGAAGGAGUUAAACAAGGCUCUUGAAGAUGCGAAAAAAGAUAUAUCUGGUAUAUCCGCGAUGCAAGACGACGAUGCCAAACUAAAACAGAGACUAGCUCAACUUGAAAGAGAAAACGCCAAGAUGAAAGGCGAGUUAGACAGGGCCCUCAAAGAUGCAUCCGGGGGCUCCGAUAUGACAGCACAACUCAAAGGGGAGAAUGUUAAGCAGAAAAACAGAAUUGCACAGUUGGAGGACGAGCUCAAUAGACUCAGGAAGGAGCUGGAGGCGAGUUUGAGCGAUCCGAAGAAAGGUGUUUCGGGAGUAGGGAAUCUUCAGGAUGGUAAUUCCAAGUUGAAGCAAAGGAUUGCUCAGUUGGAAAAAGAAAAUGGUCAAUUGAAAUCAGACUUGAAUGUUGCGAGUGGAACCAAAGAUGAGAACAGUAAAUUGAAACAGAAAAUUUCACAGUUGGAAAGUGAACUGGACAAGCUGAGGAAAGCUUUGCAAGAAGUUCAAGAAGGUGAAAGAAAGGCCAAAGGAGAUUUGUCAAAAAUGAAACACGACGAGCAAAAGCUGAAGCAAAAACUCGCUGAUCUAGAAACCAACAAUUCAAAGCUGAAACAAGACUUGGACUCAACAGUUGGCAGAUUGAAUACUGGAAUGAGUGACGUGGAGAAAGCCAAAGAUGAAAGCGCAAAAAUGAGGCAACCUGUUGCACAACUUGAAGUAGAAAACACCAAGCUAAAAAAAGAACUCGAAAAUGCUUUGAACAAUGUAAACUCAACUUCAUCCGAGUUGCAACGUCUCAAAGAUGAAAAUGCUCAACUCAAACAAAAAAAUGCGCAAUUAGAAACGAGCAAUGCUCAUAUGAAGAAAAAGAUGGAUCUGACUUUGGACGAUUGGAAAAAGAGCACUGGUCAGGUUCAGGAUUUGCUAAGCGAGAUCCAAAAGUUGAAACAAGCUUUGGCCGACAGAGACGAGCAAUUGGCGCAAACAAGAAAGGAGAUGGAAAAGGUUGGAGGAGAAGUUAAAGACAAAACGGCUCCACUGACUCAGAUAGCAGAUGAAAACGCGAAAUUGAAGGGGAGGAUCAAAGAUCUGGAGAAUCAGCUGCAGAAGUGCCAGGAUAGUUUAAAGAGUGCUGAAGCUGAGUCGAAGAAAAACGCUGCGGAGUUGGUGAAGAUUAAAGAAUUGAAUAGUUCCUUAAAGAAGCAGGCUGAUACGAGGAACGGAGAUGGAGAAGAAGCAGAUGAUUACUCAGCAAAAAUAAAAGGCACCCAGGAUACGAUGGCAUCGAUGAAGGAACAAUUUGACAGAGACAAGAAAAACCUUCUGAAGAGGAACGAAGAAAGCAUUGCUAAGCUUCAGCAGCAACAUAAAACUGCCUUAAGAGAACUAAGAGAAAAACACGACAAAGAAGUGGCUGCUUUGAAAGAUGAGAUGAAGAGAUUGAAGGAAGAAUUAGAAAGGGUUACAGCGGAGAGAGACAAAUUAAAACAGUUGGUUGAAGAUCAGCGACGCACGAGUUUAGACAUCAAGAGCAAGGUGGAACAAGUCGAAAGCGUAUUCAUCAGCGAAAUAAGGAAAAGCAAAGAAGAAAGAAGGAGAAGCAAACAACUGGAAGAUCAGCUCAACGAAUCUGACAAAGCCCUACUCGAAAUAGAUCAGAAAUACUCGGAAAUGAAGCAACGGAGUGCUGACCUUGAACAGCAAAUUACCAAAGAACGAAGAAAGAGCAAAGAGCUGGAGAAGGAACGACAGAAGGAAAUUAAUGCUAAUAUACAAUUACAGAUAGAGAAGGAAGAUCUGAGAAGGAGUAGCUUGGUUUUUCAGGAUCAUAUUGAGGAAGAAAAGAAGAAGAUUCAAGAACCACAGAAAGAUUUUGAAAUAGUAAAGUCCCAGGAAAGACAAGGAAGGGCGAGUAGAGAUAUAGGUGCAUUGACAAUACAGACAUUUGAAACGGCCAACUUUCCAGAUGUCAUUGUAAUAACGUCACCCCUAUCAGACAAAGAAAUAAGAUUCUUCGGAAAAGAGAAGUGCAUAUGUAGAUCCAGCUUUCCUGCUCUUCUGGAUAAAAUGUUGAGUCACGGUAUUGAAUCCCUUGAACUAGAAGAACUGCAGUUCGUUCAGGCAAAACUCAACGAGGCAAUGGCUGCGGUAUUGCAAAAGUUUGGUCAAGCGAGUGGGGUUAUAAAACCGCAUGAGAUGAAGGACAAACUGUCACUGACGAGGAGGAUUGCAGCACUUGAGGACGACCUCAAACAGAAACAGAAACAUGCACAACAUAAAGUUAAAUAUGAGAAGCAGAGGUUAGGUGAGUUACGAAAGACGUUGGAUGAAGAAAAACAGAAGAAUUAUGACCUACUGGGUAGAAUGGACAUAAUAUCAAGGAAUGUAUCCGAUAAACAAAAGCUAGCUAAGGUGGAACGUUAUCUUGACAUAAUAGAUGAAGAAAAAACCAAAACACAAAAAAUGAAAGUGGAAUUGGACCGAGAAAGAACGCGCUCUUCUGAACAUGUGAAACAACUACUACAAGCCGGCAAAUCAAAACCAACUAGAAGAACUUCGGAUGGUUCAGAGAGCUUACGUACGGCUUCAUUGACCAACGAGCUGAUGUUGAAGAUUGAUGUUCCUAGUGCUCCAACUAAGUCGAGACGACGAAUCGCAUCCCCAGUUUUUCCUAAAAGUAGGUCCCGAGGCCCCUCAAGAAGUCUCAGUAACUACCGAACUCCUCAAGAAAAGCGCAGUUGCACCCCCAGCUCUACGAAAAGGCGAAGUACCUCGCCAGGCUCUUUGGCUCCAGUGAAAGACGUAGACUACCAAUCGUUGAUUUCCUCAAAGAGUAAAGCAAGAUCAGCGACUUCCGCUUUUUACACUGACAUAAAAGCAGGUGUCGGUCACUACAGUUGCGUCACUAGAAAGACGUUUUCUGCGAAGAGCGAGAAAUUUAAGGAAAAUCCCGAUGUCGACAGCAAACCAGGUGCGGAACACACUUGUACUUCAAAGAAAACAUCUUCGGCGAGAGAUUCUUACCAUUGAUGUAUGAUAUUUCGAAGCACAAGACGUAUCAAAUACGACUCAGUGCUAAUAAAAAGGAUCUAAUCUGAAA
This is a messenger RNA of Acanthoscelides obtectus, 23270 nucleotides long. NCBI's taxonomy places the organism in Eukaryota, Metazoa, Arthropoda, Insecta, Coleoptera, Chrysomelidae. The record is from the annotation of a GenBank genome assembly.